Molecule: messenger RNA, 598 nt
Organism: Momordica charantia (bitter melon)
Lineage: Eukaryota; Viridiplantae; Streptophyta; Magnoliopsida; Cucurbitales; Cucurbitaceae
Source: RefSeq, a predicted model, not a curated record
UCCUUUUUGAAGGAAUUUCUCGAUUUUCUGUUUGUUUCUCGGGAAAGAAAAAGAAAAUAAAAAUUAUGGCUGUCGCUGAGGAACCGAUUCUCUCGCGGCUGGACCGGUUGGAUAAUAUUUUGAGGCGGUUGGAGGAAAUUAGAGGGUGCGGAAAGUCUCCGAAAAGCUCGUGUGGGUCCACUCCAUCAAGUGGGACCCUUACGAGCGAUUACCACACCUCGUCCGUUGAUCUGUCGCCCAAGAGCCUGGAGAAGCACUGCCGUCCGAUCAGCAACGUCAUCAAAAUCACCGAAGUCAAAGGAAGCCUCGUCCAGAGAAUGGAUAACAUAGAGGAUCGAGUCCUCAAGCUUUGUUUGCAACUAGAGGGAGAGAUAGAGAGGGAGAGAGAGACGUUGAUGGUUUCCGAGAAGAAUAAGAAGAAGAAACCUAAGAAGAGUUUUAAGCAGCUUGUUCAACGGUGUAUGACGGGACAAGGAAUACGUGAUCAGUUAACGUCGGGACAAGGAACACGUGAUCAGUUAACGUCUUGAAAGUUCUUGAAAGUUCGAAGUUCAAAUUUCGUUUCUUAACUAACUUGUUCGUUUUUAUUUCUAAUUGU